Messenger RNA from Penicillium soppii, 204 nucleotides. RefSeq lists its product as uncharacterized. The record is from RefSeq and is a predicted model, not a curated record. Bases 1 to 204 code for a protein of 67 amino acids. The transcript has a single exon. Lineage: Eukaryota; Fungi; Ascomycota; Eurotiomycetes; Eurotiales; Aspergillaceae.
AUGGACUACAUGCCUGGAAAGCCACUGGAAGAAGUUUGGGACACUCUCAACCCUGACCAGAGACAGCACAUCGCCGAACAACUCCGUGGCUACGAUUCUCAGCUGCGCAACCUCAAGGGCAAUUACAUCGGCGCCGUUGACUGCGGCACCGUCUCCAUGGACAAAUGGCCAUUUAUCCAAGGAGAACGAUUUAAUACAGAAUGA